AUGGCAGCCGCUCCUAUUGCUAGGCAGUCGGGCAUGCCCUCCUCGCCGCGCUCGCCGACCCUUAGUGAGAGGUCCUUCGACAGCUCUAUGAUCCUUCCUGGGGAUGCGAUCCGAAGCAUAUCACCUCCGCUGUUUGCGGAACGACCGCCCUCGCCGUCGAGUUUCUACGCCCAUGCGAACCGAUCCACCCACACACUCACUUUGGCAACUGCGCCCCCACGACGGUCGCCCCAACUCAGGAACUCACCACCACUCUCGUCGCAGAGUUCGCGCUCAACGCUCCGGAAUAUGAACACUUCGCAAGCAGAUGCAAAAAGUCCGGCGCUGACUGUCGACACACUGGCAUCCUCACCGACUGUACAAGAUGGCCUUCUCAAUCCAGAGCCCAACGACUACAACAGCCGCAGCCCAUCGCAACGGCGAUUGAGUACAACUUCGAGUCUGAACAGCGAGGAUUUGGAGAUGAUCAGAAACAGGUGGCCUGGGUUCGACAGUCAAGGCUUCGACGACAGUGGCGUAGACUUGGAGGAAGGAGACAAUCAGGACCAGUUCCCGGUAGCAACACCAGACAGCGAACUGGGCGACGAUCGAUGGAAGAGUGGAGACUUCCAAGCCAAAGAGAAUUCCUAUUCAUCUGAUCUUUAUGCGAAACGAGCGGAAAUGAUUCUUGCAGACGCGAAGAAGCGGCUCAAUGUACGAAAGAUGAUUCAAGAAGGGAUCGCGGAUGACUGA
Molecule: messenger RNA, 732 nt
Organism: Didymosphaeria variabile
Lineage: Eukaryota; Fungi; Ascomycota; Dothideomycetes; Pleosporales; Didymosphaeriaceae
Exons: 1
Coding region: 1-732 (243 amino acids)
Source: RefSeq, a predicted model, not a curated record